AUGGUGGAGGACGGCGGCGAGGAGGAGGCGGAGGGAGAGAGCGGGGAGGUGCCGGCGGCGCCGCUGCAGCAGCAGCAGCAGCAGCAGCAGCGCUGCAAUGGCUUCCUGCCCGGCAAGGAGGCGGCGGGCGGCGGGCAGCGGGCGGCCCCGGCGGCCGAGGAGAUGCUGGCGGCGGGCGGCGAGCGGCGGGAGGCGCGGCUGGAGACGCGGCUGUCGCGGCGGCGGCUGGCGGUGCUGGCCGUGUUCAGCUGCUACUCGCUGGUGAACGCCUUCCAGUGGAUCCAGUACAGCAUCCUCAGCAACGUCUUCGCCGGCUUCUACGGCGUCUCCUUCACUCAGAUCGACUGGCUGUCCAUGGUGUACAUGGUGGCCUACGUGCCGCUGAUCCUGCCGGCCACCUGGCUGCUGGAUGCCCGCGGGCUGCGGCUCACGGCGCUGCUGGGCGCGGGGCUCAACGCGCUGGGCGCCUGGCUCAAGUGCGGCAGCCUGGCCCCGCAGCGCUACCCGCUCACGCUGGCCGCCCAGGCCGUGUGCGCCGUGGCCCAGGUCUUCAUCCUGGGGCUGCCCUCCCGCAUCGCCUCCGUCUGGUUCGGCCCCACCGAGGUCUCCACCGCCUGCGCCGUGGCUGUGCUGGGCAACCAGCUUGGUACUGCAAUUGGCUUCUUGUUGCCACCUGUUUUGGUCCCAAAUACGCCGAAUGAUAUUGAUCUUAUGGCACACAACAUCAGCAUCAUGUUCUACGGAACAGCGAUAGUGUCCACACUUCUGUUCUUCUUAGCAGGAGUUGUGUUUGAAGAAAAGCCCAAAUACCCUCCCAGUCACUCUCAAGCAGUCCUGCAAACUAAACCUCCUGAGGAUUACUCCUACAAACAGUCCAUUAUUAACUUGUUCAGAAAUAUUCCAUUUAUACUUUUGCUAAUCAGUUAUGGUAUUAUGACUGGGGCAUUUUACUCUGUCUCCACAUUAUUAAACCAGAUGAUAGUAACUCAUUAUGAGGGAGAAGAAGUGAACGCUGGGAGAAUUGGCUUGACACUGGUGGUGGCAGGAAUGGUGGGUUCGAUUAUUUGUGGUUUGUGGCUGGAUUACACUAAAACAUACAAGCAAACUACUUUGAUUGUUUACAUUCUCUCUUUCAUUGGGUUGCUGGUAUUUACCUUCACCCUGGACCUCGGAUACCUUAUAGUGGUGUUUGUGACUGGAGGAGUGCUUGGGUUCUUCAUGACUGGCUAUCUUCCACUUGGGUUUGAAUUUGCUGUGGAAAUUACAUAUCCAGAGUCUGAAGGCACUUCCUCAGGUCUCCUUAAUGCAUCAGCACAGAUAUUUGGAAUUAUCUUUACACUUGUUCAAGGAAAGCUCACAACAGACUACAGUCCUCGUGCAGGAAACAUCUUUCUUUGUGCUUGGAUUUUUGUGGGCAUUAUUUUAACAGCCUUAAUAAAAUCAGAUUUGCGAAGACACAAUGUGAAUUCAGGGAUUAUGAACUUGGACGUUAAAGCUGUACCAGUUGACAGUCCUGUAGAACCUGAAAGCACUACAUUAAAGAUUCAGUCAGCUUUAUGAAGCUGAAGGAAGGUGACUCAGAAAUGCACAAGUUUGGUUAGAUAUGGAAUGAUAUGAGCUAGUGUAAUCACUGGAUUUGUGUGUAUGAGUAGUGACAUGUGUUUGUUGAUAUUGGUGGUAGUUGUGUACUGGAAGAUGCUCAGUUCAUUUUGCUCAAGAUGCAAAGAAUUCACCUUUGUAUGGAAUAUUUAUUUUAACAUUUUCAAGUCUUGCAGUUUCAUUAGUAAAGAACUGUGUGAACACUCUCCACAAUAGGGAGAUGUGCAUUCAGGAUGCAUACUUGAAAAAAAUCAGGAGUCUUGAAACACAGUUGAUCAGAAGUAUCUAAUCUUCUUUUCUUGUUCAGUCUUGCUGGUGCAUUUGAAAAGUCAUAGAGUAGGGAAAUGCACAGCAGGAGGAUGUUCACGAGUUCAUUUUUUAUUUUAAAUCUAUCUGUAUUUGAAUAUAAGCCAAUGAUUCCUUCUGGGAAAGUGAUAGCACAAUACUGAAAACGAGAGAUGACGUGUGUGUUUCAUACUGGCACCUGACAUUCCUUUUGCCUUGAAACUUCUUUAUAGGUAUCAAAAGGCAGAUAAGAGAAAACACUGUUUUUGCUAUAGCUUCAUUGUAGCAUUUCUGGGGAGAUUCAAAAAGUUUCUCACUAGAUAAAUUGGAGAAAAAACAUUUCUUAUUAAAUACAGUAAAAAGGAGGACAAAGGCCUUUGAUAUCUCUGUUAUGAAAUAUUUAUAAGCAA
Agelaius phoeniceus (red-winged blackbird) is the source of this 2294-nucleotide messenger RNA. It is a transcript of the gene FLVCR1, whose product is annotated as FLVCR choline and heme transporter 1. Gene Ontology annotation, molecular function: heme transmembrane transporter activity; heme binding. Gene Ontology annotation, biological process: mitochondrial transport; transmembrane transport; heme export. The record is from RefSeq and is a predicted model, not a curated record. Gene Ontology annotation, cellular component: mitochondrion; membrane. NCBI's taxonomy places the organism in Eukaryota, Metazoa, Chordata, Aves, Passeriformes, Icteridae.